Molecule: messenger RNA, 660 nt
Organism: Solanum verrucosum
Lineage: Eukaryota; Viridiplantae; Streptophyta; Magnoliopsida; Solanales; Solanaceae
Exons: 4
Coding region: 1-660 (219 amino acids)
Source: RefSeq, a predicted model, not a curated record
AUGUGGGUAGGUACAACGGCUUCAAGAGUGAGGAAUUUUAUGAGGAUCAACCCUCCAAAAUUUUAUGGCUCCAAAUUUGAGGAGGACCCUCAAGAGUUUAUUGAUGAGGUCUAUAAGGUAUUUGAUAUCAUGGGAGUGAAUCCAGGAGAGAAGGCAGAAUUGACCGCUUACAAAUUGAAAGGUGUUUCUCAAGUGUGGAAGAGUGGUCACAAAAUGAGGGAUUUCCCCAUGCUUGCAGCAAAAGGGAGAGAGGGAAAGCAAGUUCCUCCUAGUGGGUCGAACUCCAAUGCUCUGAAGCAAAACCGCUUUUAUGCUCUCCAAACACGUAGUGACCAAGAGAGUUCUCUGGAUGUAGUUACGGUAAGGGUGAGGGAUGUCGAUUCUGAUACCCUUUCUCUUGAGUCGGUCCCCAUUGUCAAUGAGUUUCCGGAAGUGUUCCCCGAUGAUUUACCUGGUAUUACUCCCGAAAUGGUCCUGGCUGAGUUAAAGGAGUUGAAAGAACAUUUAAAGGAUUUGUUGGAUAAGAGCUUCAUCCGACCGAGUGUCUCUCCAUGGGGUGCUCCAGUGUUGUUCGUUAGGAAGAAGGAUGAUCCUCUUCGUAUGCGCAUUGAUUAUAGACAGUUGAACAAUAUGACUAUCAAGAACAAAUAUCCUCUUUGA